Messenger RNA from Manduca sexta (tobacco hornworm), 2928 nucleotides. RefSeq names its product integrator complex subunit 5 (gene omd). The record is from RefSeq and is a predicted model, not a curated record. Gene Ontology annotation, biological process: snRNA 3'-end processing. Bases 111 to 2855 code for a protein of 914 amino acids. The transcript is spliced from 17 exons. NCBI's taxonomy places the organism in Eukaryota, Metazoa, Arthropoda, Insecta, Lepidoptera, Sphingidae. Gene Ontology annotation, cellular component: integrator complex.
AACCAAAUGUCAUAACAUUUUGACAGAUUGUGUUUUGGAGACGACGUUGAUGUAUAAAAUAUUUUUUAAAACAUUAUUUACAUUAUACUGUGCAAUACUUACUGUAUAAAAUGUAUGAAAAAUCCCGAUCUAUGUGGUUGUCUACCGACUUAACCAAUUUCGUGGACGGUGUAUCAAGAAGGAACGCACAAAAUGCGCCGGAACUUACUAAAACAGGCUUAAAUUUAUUGAAGAGUUUUCCAGCAGCUAGGGAUGCUGUUUUAGAAUACUUCGCCAUGGUAUUUCAUGAUGCUGUAAACGUCGCUAUUAACCAAUCCGAUUAUGAGGCCGAUUUAAGUUCAAAUGGAUCAGUAGAGAGUGUGAGCAUGAUAGGCCCUGAGCUAUGUAACUUGGGCCAGUCCUGGGCACCUUUUAUUGCUCCGUGGUGUAUUAAUCUAAUCAUAGAUAUAGCCACUAAAAAGUCUAAUGUACCAAAUUCCACCCUACAGAGUGCUGAUCCCGUGCGAGUGUUAUUGGACAUAACAACACAAAAUUUGACAUUAUUAAAUGCGGAAGAAAGAGCUAAAUGCAUUGACAUGAUGCUUGGAUCGUGGGCUUGCUCAUGGGCCGUAGGCUGGGUAGGUCGUGCGGAGCCGGCGCUGGUGGCCCCGCGUGCGUUAGCUCUGUGCGCAGACGCAGCGUGCGCUGUCCUCGCACAUCUUGCGCACCAUCCGCCUGCAUUAUUUCAUGUGCGAGCUGCGCUGUCAGAUCUAUUUCAGGAAGCCAUAAAAGAAGACAGCAGUCCAGAAAAGAAGCGCGAUGUUAUACCAUAUUUAUUAAAUCUGGCUUCAAAGUCGGAAAUAGUUUUAAAAGCUCUCACACAGGACAUUGAACAAACGUUGACAGAUGAUGUGGUGGAGCGAUUAUGCGCUUUAUGUGCAUCGCAGCGUUACACGCCGGCGUGGGAGGGCGUGGGGCCUGCCUCACUGGUCACUCUCUUAUUAAACGCCGACGUACAUUGUCUUCUGCUGUUACUACGACAUGCGCAGAAAAACAUGUUCUGCAGACAAUUGUUGGAAUAUUUGCUGCAAAAAUUAGAAUAUGAAAGUCUGUUACCGGAUAAAACGAUACCAUUGUUGAUGAGCGCCGCGGAAGAAAUAAACAUUGUGAGAGAGAAGUUUCUGGACGGUAACCAACUUGAGAGGUAUUCGCUAGCUCGAGUACUCAUUUUAGUGUGUUAUAACCAACCAUCAGAAUUUGUAAGCACAAUAAGCUAUUUCCUUCAAUAUUCGCGAGAUGACCAGACCUUAGCCCUGCUAGUGCGGAUCGUUUCUGGAACAAUCACCAUGCACACACCAAACGACUCGCCCGAUAUCAACGCGGACACCGAACGGUACCAAAACUUCAUAAAGACUGGCGUUGAGUACGCACUGAGGGACGCCAUGCUGUCAGAUACGACGAUAAAGCGAUACUUCGUCGAAGGCACCUCUACCAGUGAACAUAAGACGUAUUUGCAUUAUCUGUGCUUGAAUCUCAUUACUUUGUUGAGAUGGGAGAACUCGACGCGCGUGGUGCAGCUGCGCAGCCGCUGGGUGUCCCGCGCGGUGGAGGCGGCGGCGGGGCGCGCGGCGGCGGCGCUGUGCGAGCGCGCGGCGCUCGUGCGCGUGCGCGCGCCCUGCACGCCCGCGCAGCUCGACCAGAUGCACACCUGCCACGCGCUAGCAGAGGUGUUGGACAGGAUAGACAUGUCUGGUACAAAGUCGCCGCCGCCGAGUGUGGAGGUCAUUCUGAAGGUGGUGCAAGCUACCGUUAAGUAUUUCUUCAGGUGUCUACAUGAGAAAGAUAUAAUGGACAAGCUCCGAGGAGUUCAGACCGCCUGCCGGCUCCUGCGCAAGUUGUGUAUACACAGCAAGUUGGCUCGUGCGGUCGCGCUGAGGGACCUGCUGGAAACUGCCAUGUUUAGAGAGGAAAAGGUGUUUGGGAGUCGGAGUACGGUCGCCAAUGCAAUCACAGCGGGCAAGGAUUGGACCAAUGAGGACCUACUGAUACAUCUUAAUCAGAGACAUGGUCCAAUGACACAGCUCACUCAGAGUCACACGUCAGUGUUUCACGCGGGUGUGAUCGGGUCGGCGGGGCGUCACAACUCCGACAACAGCGCGCCGGUGUCGCCGGCGCUCUCGCAUCACACCGAGUUGCUCAUGGGCGCACUCAUGGCGUGCAUGGAUGGCGACACAGGAAUUGCAGAAGGUGCGACGUCCGUGUCACUGCUACUUGUGGAAUUGGUUUCCCCAGACGUCAUGUACAACGGGCUACCGUGGCCAGAUGAAGACUUCACCAAGCAAGUGAGCAUCGAGCGCGAGCUGUACAUGCGCGGCGCGGUGGAGCGCAGCGCCGUGUGCCGCGCGUGGCUGUGGCGCGCCGCCUCCGCGCGCCCCGCGCUCUGCGUCGCGUCCGCGCUGCUGCGCGCCGCCGCCGCCACGCUGCUGCACCGCCUGCGCGCGCAUCUCGACCGGCACACGAACUCAGCGGAGAUGGCGCGCGAGCGGGCGGCGCUGACGGAGCUGCUGUCGACGAUGACGCUGGGCCAGCUGCUGCCGCACCCGCUGUGCCACAUGCUCGAGCUGGCGCCCGAGCUCUCCGCCAGCGAGUUAGUGCAAGUCCUGCGCGACUGUUUGUGGAACUACACGAGAGACCAUGUGCCUUCACCAGCCUUGUUUACGGGAGACUCUUCAGGUAUACAUUGGAGAGAUCCUAGCACUUGCAAACCACCAGCUACUUACACCGACACAUUGAGGCUGAUCAUACAGAAGAAAAUAUCAACUCUUGGACAUCUAUAUCCUAUCAUGUUCUUAAAUCUUGAACAAGACGCUGCAUGAUUUAUAAAUUAUGUAUUAUAAUAAAUGUAAAUAUAAUGAGAAUGGAGACAAUAAACUGCCUAUUUUUAUCUAC